This is a messenger RNA of Lolium rigidum, 1014 nucleotides long. Its product is annotated as homeobox protein rough sheath 1-like. The transcript has 5 exons. Gene Ontology annotation, molecular function: DNA-binding transcription factor activity, RNA polymerase II-specific; DNA binding. Gene Ontology annotation, cellular component: nucleus. The record is from RefSeq and is a predicted model, not a curated record. Bases 1 to 1014 code for a protein of 337 amino acids. Gene Ontology annotation, biological process: regulation of DNA-templated transcription. NCBI's taxonomy places the organism in Eukaryota, Viridiplantae, Streptophyta, Magnoliopsida, Poales, Poaceae.
AUGGAUGGUUUCCCUAAUCUUGGAGGAGGAGGGAGCAGCAGUAGUAGUGCUUCCAUGGCCUCCUUCCUGCAGCUCCCUUUGCCCGUCGCGUCGUCGUCGUCGCCGGAGCUGGCCGGCGAGCACCACAGUUCGCGGCUAGCGUUGCAGCAGCUGCUAGCCACCCCGCCGCCGUCAACCCCGCAGCGCGGCCACCACCACAGGGAGAUCUCGCCGGCCGAAGCCGCCACCGUCAAGGCCAAGAUCAUGGCGCACCCUCUGUACCCGCCGCUCCUCGCCUCUUACCUCGACUGCCAGAAGGUCGGCGCCCCGCCGGAGGUGCUGGACAGGCUCUCGGCGGUGGCGGCAAAGCUGGACGCGGUGCAAGCCCGGCGGCAGCACGAGCCGCCGCGUGCCGACCCGGAGCUCGAUCAGUUCAUGGAGGCUUACUGCAACAUGCUGGUGAAGUACCGGGAGGAGCUGGCAAGGCCGAUCCAGGAGGCCACCGAGUUCUUCAAGAGCGUCGAGACGCAGCUCGAUUCCAUCACAGGUGCUAACAAUAAUUGGGAAGGUGCUGGGUCGUCCGAGGAUGACCUGGACACGAGCUGCCCGGAGGAGAUCGACCCCAGCGCGGAGGACAAGGAGCUGAAGCACCAGCUGCUGAGGAAGUACGGCGGCUACGUGGGCAGCCUCCGCCAGGAGUUCUGCAAGCGGAGGAAGAAAGGGAAGCUCCCCAAGGAGGCCCGGCAGAAGCUGCUGCACUGGUGGGAUCUGCACUCCAAGUGGCCUUACCCGUCUGAGACGGAGAAGAUCGCGCUUGCGGAGUCGACGGGGCUGGACCAGAAGCAGAUCAACAACUGGUUCAUCAACCAGAGGAAGCGGCACUGGAAGCCGGCGCCGGAGGACAUGCCGUACUCGAUGAUGGACGGGACCGUGGGCUUCCACGCGGGCGCCAGCGCCGGUGCCAGCGCCGCGGCGGCGCUGUACAUGGAGAGGGCGCCCUUCAUGGUGGACGGCAUGUACCGGCUCGGGUCGUGA